This is a messenger RNA of Protobothrops mucrosquamatus (brown spotted pit viper), 2162 nucleotides long. RefSeq names its product high mobility group box 3 (gene HMGB3). Gene Ontology annotation, molecular function: DNA binding, bending. Gene Ontology annotation, cellular component: nucleus. The record is from RefSeq and is a predicted model, not a curated record. Gene Ontology annotation, biological process: regulation of transcription by RNA polymerase II. Bases 35 to 652 code for a protein of 205 amino acids. The transcript is spliced from 4 exons. NCBI's taxonomy places the organism in Eukaryota, Metazoa, Chordata, Lepidosauria, Squamata, Viperidae.
AAUUGUUCUUUGCUUUGAAGUGUUUCCUUUAAAAAUGGCGAAAGGCGACCCCAAAAAGCCGAAAGGAAAGAUGUCCGCUUAUGCGUUCUUUGUGCAGACCUGCCGUGAAGAGCAUAAGAAAAAGAAUCCAGAAGUUCCUGUCAACUUUGCAGAGUUCUCCAAGAAAUGUUCAGAGAGGUGGAAGACCAUGUCAACCAAAGAGAAAGGAAAAUUUGAUGAGAUGGCGAAGGCUGACAAAGUACGAUAUGAUAGAGAAAUGAAAGAUUAUGGUCCAGCAAAGGGGGGGAAGAAGAAGAAGGACCCAAAUGCACCCAAAAGGCCGCCGUCUGGGUUUUUCCUCUUCUGCUCGGAAUUCCGUCCCAAAAUCAAGUCCACCAAUCCAGGCAUUUCCAUCGGAGAUGUAGCCAAGAAGUUGGGCGAAAUGUGGAACAACCUCAGUGACAGCGAGAAGCAGCCCUACAACAACAAAGCUGCUAAGCUGAAGGAGAAGUAUGAGAAGGAUGUUGCAGAUUAUAAAUCUAAAGGCAAGUUUGAUGGAGCUAAGAGCGCAGCCGCUAAAACCGCUGCAGCUGCCCGGAAAAAAGUGGAGGAGGAGGAAGACGACGACGAGGAGGAAGAUGAAGACGAGGAGGAGGAGGAAGAUGAUGAAUGAGAAACUGUGUAUAAUCCUUGUUUCCAUGUGAAUACCAUAGAGUAGGGGAAACACCAUUUGGAAAAGAAAAGAAAAAAAAAAUUCUGGCACCUCUUGCUUGAGAUGGUGCCUUAUUUGCCCUUUAUUCAGAUUUACCACCCAAAUUUGGUUUUUUUGAUCACAAUACUGUAGCCUUUUUGGAAGUCAAUAAAUAAAAAGCGCUCUGGGGGGAAAAAGAAAUCGCAGAAACAAAAACGAAAUAAUAACCAUUGUAACCUGGUUUACAUUCAGUAGCUAGGGACCCUCUUCCGGGGUCCUGACUCUGUAACAAAGUUGUACAUAUUUCCAAACAUUUUUAAAAACAAAAAGGAAGAGGGGGAAAAAAAAUAAUAGCAAAUGGAAACAAAAGACGCUCUCGUGUUCUCCUAACUCUGUGCACUUUUUUCCUGUCGGUGUAACAAAGCAUUUAAAAAUGUUUCAAGCAUCUUAUUUUUUAAUUUGUAAGGUGGUGUUUAACUAUAUGGUUAUUGGCUAGAAAAAUCCUGGGUUAUAAACUGUACAUAUCUAUAGUUUGUAAAAACUAGACAAAUUCUUGUAGUUCAUGCUUUGAUCACUCCUGAGAAUGGGGGGGGAAAUGGCUUUAAGGGAGGGGGGGGAAAAGGCUCUUUGUGGUUUUUUUUCCCCCCCCCCUCGGAUAAAGGCCGUGUCUCAAAGCGUGGACCACGAAAGUAGAUCUAAUUUACACUACAGUGAGCGUACAUUUAGCUUAAAAGUUGUCUUUCUGUAUAUAGUGAAAUAGCAUUCUGCAGCCAUCCUUAGUUAUGAAAGAAGGGAGGGGGGAUUCAGCCGGCAUGAGAUAAAACAAGAAAAUUGUAUGGAUUCCUUUUUUUUUUUCUUUUUUCUUUUCCUUUUAGUUUAAAGCCGGGGUAGUUUUUCAACCAGACCUGUAAGUCUCCUUCCGUGGUCAGCUUUAAAAGUGAGGAGAGGGCGCAGAAGAGUUCAAAAACGCCUCUGUACUUAAAAAGAAACGAAAGAGAGAGAAAAAAAAAGAAAUAAUUGCAACAAACAUUACGUUGGUUUUUUUUGUAUGUUUAGAAUGCUGAAAUGUUUUUGAAGCAAAAAUAAACAGUAUUACAUUUUUAAAACUUCUUGACAAUAUUCUAGAGUUCCUGCUUUUAACGAGGUUAUGUCUUGAGCCGCAGCUAAAAGAUAAAAAGACGAUGGCGGACGCCACCGCUUCCGCCUCGCGAGAACGGCGAUUAGGAUGGGCAGUUGAUCUGAGAAAAGACGGCCACGUGAGCGGGUUUGCUGAUCAAAGACACUAUGCAAAUUUGAAUCUUUAUUACUUGAAAAAAAAAAUAAUAUCAAAAGCUAAGGGAGUACAUUGCGGCGGUGCGAAACCCGCCGUUUGCAAAGGUAGGUGACUAAAGGAAAGGAGAGCAGAGAUUUCUUUAUAGAUGUGUGUGGGGUGCAUUCAUGGCCCAAAUGCUAUGCUUUGUAAAUAUUAAAAUGUGCCUUUUUUUGUCUUGUG